AUGAGUGUACAAUCUGGGACGGGACAUGUGGCCAGUGAUCCGUUGAACGACAAGUGCGGCGCAUCUAUGCCGCAAAAAACGGACAUGGAUCCAUCACCUGUUGUUGAAGAUCAACCAGGCGCGUCGGAUCUGGACCUCACCUGGGACUCAGAUCAAGAUUAUGAUGAAUGCGUAUACUACCAUAAUGAAGUGAUCUGUACGCGGAAGAUGUCGACGUUCCGAUGGCGGUACUGCCAGAAGAUCUGGAAGUUCCGACAUCUCUUGAUCGGCAAAGGAAAUGCUCUCCCGCCGGCCGCCCGAGACAUCGAUCUCGGAGGAGCAAGGCCAAUCGCCCAGAAGUGUCGUAAGUUGCGGAUCCGGUUUAGGGAGAAGCUGGCGGACUUGAUCAAGGGUCUAUUAUCUGCCAAGAUGAUCAAUUAUUCUAGAUCACCGUGGGCUUCCCCGAUCGUGGUGAUCAUCAAGAAGAAUGGAAUGAAUAUCAGGUUGGGCAUCGAUUACCGGUUGGUCAACAGUUAA
Molecule: messenger RNA, 516 nt
Organism: Phytophthora megakarya
Lineage: Eukaryota; Oomycota; Peronosporomycetes; Peronosporales; Peronosporaceae
Source: the annotation of a GenBank genome assembly